This is a messenger RNA of Dermacentor andersoni, 477 nucleotides long. Lineage: Eukaryota; Metazoa; Arthropoda; Arachnida; Ixodida; Ixodidae. The record is from RefSeq and is a predicted model, not a curated record.
UAUGGUAGCACCAGUUACGCGCACCAGCCGUUCAGCACCAGCAUUGAUUACGCCACGCCCUGCACGAGCCGCACAGGCAUGGAGCAAGCAUCAGCCAUGGUAGAAGGCGGCGCCAGAAUUUCUCAGACAACCCGUGUUGACCAAUGGAACACGCAGUACCUCACGGCUGAUGUCAGAUCUACCGACUGCGGUAGUUGCGGGAAUGUUUUCGGUCACUGCUAUACCAUGCCUCGCCAUAAAGGUCAUACACAUGCCACUGAAAGCGGAAUCACUAGUUCCACACGUAUGGUGUCCAGCAGCAGCCUCAAUCACGCACAGCCCAGUACAAGCCGCGCUAGCAUGGAGGAAGCAUCGGCCAUUCCGGAAAACCUUGCUAGCAAUUCUGAUGAUGCCUGGCGUUACCAAUGGAACACUCAGCCGAGGUCAAUAACCGACGGGACUUACAACGUCGACGGUACGUAGGCCAUGGUCACUCGC